CUCUGCCGCAACAACGGGUGCACGAACCGAACCGACAAAAGAAACGAGAAAAAAAGCCUUCACUUUACUUCAGUAUCAUAUGUUCCUCAAUACCUACCGGACCCUUUACUCAGUACAAAUUCCCUCGUCAAGUUUCUCGCAAACCUACUCGCUUGUAAUCGGAUCGCAGUUAUACCCAUCGCAAACGAGCGCUGACGUUGAGCAGACCAAUUGAUCACGAGCUGAUCAUUCACCGGGAACUUGUCGUCUCGUAUAUCCUCUUCAGAUCUUGCUUGUCACUGUAUAAAAACCUUCGAGGUCCUCCUCUUGAACCACUGAGCAAGGGCUACCGAAAUAGGAACGGCGAGUCUGUGGGCAGUCCGGCCAGGUUUGGUAUCGAGAGUCUACCCUCAUAGCCAGAAACGCGAUCAUUCUUCAGGGGGAAAAAGAGAGACAGCAAGCACAAUGUCCAACCACGGGCAACACCCAGGUCAACAACCCAACCCUCGGGGUCAUCACCGCCGUCCGCCUCCCCCACCAUCAGGAGCAGCGUCACAGCCACCACAUCCCCCUCAACCCCGUUCUCACCAAUUACAAAACCCACCAACCCUCACAACCCGCCGCUCCCUCCUCUCCCCAACCUUCGCGUCCAAACUCCGUCAACUCGCCCUCCCCCUCGCCCCCCUCGUGCAGCUAACCAGUGGCACCGUGCACCCCGAAUUUCCCCAGACGUUGCUCAACUUCUGGCUUUUGACCGACGACCAGCUGGACCGACUAGCGAGCUUCUAUCACCAGCGCACGCCAUGCCAGUGGACGGCGCACUACCCUUGUCCGGUGUCAUGGCCGGCGGGCAUGGGGAUUGAGGAGAAGAGAAGGAGGAUUGGACGGUUUAUUGGGCUGAGGGGCUGUGAGAGUCCGUUGCCGACGGUGACAAGUUUAGACGCGGACAUAUCGGCGCUGUUGAAGUCGACGAUAGGAACGACGGGCGAGGAUAUUGCAGAGACGGAGAGGAGGGUCAGGAGAGCAGAGGAUGAGUUGGAUGAGAUCAGGAGGAAGAUGGGCUGGUAUUUUUAGGUUGACAGUGACUUUUUGCGAUAGGUAGGGAUAGCAAGACGGGCAAGAUCUGGAGUUCCCGACGGAUUCGCUUGGAAAAGGUCUAGAUGGCCAGGCAGGUUAACUAGAGGUACUGAACGAGGACUGGUGCUCGGCAACAUCGGUACAGACCUAGAGCGUAGAACAGCGCGAUAUACCAAUUUCAAACUAUCCAAGCCG
Molecule: messenger RNA, 1251 nt
Organism: Neurospora hispaniola
Lineage: Eukaryota; Fungi; Ascomycota; Sordariomycetes; Sordariales; Sordariaceae
Exons: 2
Coding region: 445-1053 (202 amino acids)
Source: RefSeq, a predicted model, not a curated record